AUGUAUCUAUUUUUUCUUUGGUCAACGAUAGAUGCUCGUUGGGCAUCUCCGUUCGAUGUACGUAUAGAUCAUCAUAAAGUGGAUAUCACUGAUGAUUUAGUUAUAAAUACAGCACGACCUCGAUUUUCUUGGAAAAUCUCUGGUUUGAACAACUUAUUAUAUCGAAAUGUUCAACAAGUAGCUUAUCAAUUACAACUUCAAUCAAUACCAAUAACUGAGCGAGAUAAUCGAUUUGAGUGGGACAGUGAACGUGUGAAUUCAUCACAAUCGACCCAUGUAUCAUAUACAGGCCAAAGUGAUCUUUUAUCAUCAAAAUAUUAUCGUUUUCGUGUACGAGUUUGGAUAACCAAAUUAGAGGAAUCCAGCGAAUGGACUAAUUGGAUUCGAUUUCGAACACCUAUAUUCAAUUUACAUGAAUAUAUCAUUCGAAAUGAUAAUCUUCUUUGGAUUGGCUCGACAAAGAUUAAUAUGAAUGAAUUGAGAAAAGAAUUCUUGGUUCCAAGUGAUAGUCCCUUGAAAUCAGCAAUCGCCUAUAUUUCUGGUCUUGGCUAUUAUGAAUUUUAUCUUAAUGGUUUUAAAGUAGAUUCAAGUCGAAAAUUGGAUCCAGGUUGGACAACGUAUGAAAAGCGUACUCUACUAGUUUCAUUCGAUGUAUCAACGAAUGUCACGACUGGCAUGAAUGCCGUCGGAGUAAAAUUAGGCAACGGUUGGUACAGUCAAGAACAGCAUGGUGAAUUUGGCUAUGGUCCACCACGUCUUAUUUUCAUAUUAUUUAUUCUAUUUGAAAAUGGUGAUGAAAUGCAAAUUUUUAGCGAUCAAACAUGGACUGGUCGAGAAGGUUCUAUCAAACAUGAUAGUGUGUACAAUGGAGAGAUGUGUGAUAGUCGAAAUGAUCGUUCUAAUUGGUCUCGAGCAGGAUUUAAUGAUUCAUUGUCAGCUUGGAUCAUGCCUGAAUCAAUGCCAUCACCAAUUAAUAUUUCACGGAAUGGUUUGAUUGUUCUUCAGGACAUGCCACCAAUUCGAGCGGGAUCUGACGCAUUACAUCUUGAAGUUGAAAUAGACAGUCAACAUCAAAGUUAUUUGAAUUCUGAAGAUAUUGGUAAAAUCAAAGGUGCAUCAUUAACUGAUGGUGGAAUACUAAAACCUGUGGCCAUGUGGCAAUCCGAUUCAGGUAUUCGAACAUUUGAUUUGGGUCAAAAUAUGGUAGGAUGGUGUCGUAUACGAUUUCAUGGCCCAUCUGGUUUUGGUGUUUACAUCCGUCAUGGUGAAAUACUCACUCAACCAGUUGUAUCGACCAAUCAUUCUGCUCGUAACAUCUAUACGGAAAAUCUUCGUGAUGCCACAGCAUCUGAUACAUAUGUGUUACGUGGUGAUCUUAUUAAUGAAAUAUAUGAACCAACAUUUACUGUUCAUGGCUUUCGUUAUCUGUCUAUAUUUGGUGCACCGAAUGCGUUGACGCUAGAUGAUGUUGAAUGUCCAUUUGUACAUAGCGAAACAACAGUGAAAGGUCAUUUUUCCACGAGUAAUCCUAUCAUUAAUCAAAUUCAACAUAAUAUCCAAUGGGGUCAAUUGAGUAACAUAAUGUCUUUGCCAACAGAUUGUCCACAACGUAAUGAACGUCGAGGAUGGAUGGGCGAUGCAGCAUUGUCUGUUGAUGAAGCAUUGUAUAAUUUUGAUCUGAUCAAAUUCUAUCAGAACUUUCUGAAUUUAAUUGUUGAUGUUCAACUAGAUGACGGUGAAGUACCUAAUUAUGUACCAGGGAACAGUUAUCCAGCGGAUCCAAACUGGGGUACUGCAUUGCCAACAAUAACUUGGCAAGUCUAUCGACACUAUAAUGACAUGCAUACACUAGAGGCGUAUUAUGAUCAUGUAGUUGCUUAUGUCGAAUAUCUUUGUGGUGUUUACAAUUUAACAGGUCUUGCUAAUUUUACUGUUAUAUAUGGCGAUUGGGUUCCACCACCACCACAACCUAUGACAAAUAAACAUUUAAUUGCAUCGUUUGCUUUUCUUCAUGAUGUUUAUCUUUUGAUCAACAUGUCUCAGGUACUUGGGAAGCAGAGCGAUACAAAUACUUAUUUAGUAUUGUAUCAACAACUUGCUGAGGAAUUUCAUCGUGUAUUUUUUUCGACUUCAAAAAGUUUUUAUGCAGAUGGAAUGCAAGCAGCGCAAGUUCUCGCAUUGGCAUUACCUGAAGUUGUACCAGCCAAUGUUCGAGAAGCAGUCGUCAAUCAACUUGUUAAUGAUAUAAAGCAAAAUAACAUACAUCUUACAACAGGUAUCGUAUCUACAGCUCAACUGUAUCCGGUGCUUUCUGAUAAUGGACAUCACGAUUUGGCACUUGAAUUGAUAUCAUCAACAACAUAUCCUUCAUACGGCUAUAUGUUUACAAAUCCUUAUGAAAAUGCUACUACUAUAUGGGAACUUUGGAAUGCACCACUUGCAGGACCUGGCAUGAAUUCUCGUAAUCAUAUUAUGUAUGGUAGUGUUGGUGCUUGGUUUUAUUCACAUCUAGCAGGGAUUGAUGUUUCAUCCAAUAUGAUCACUAUUCGACCUCGAAUGGCUUCCGAAGCUAAAAAAUAUCUUUUAUCAAAAUUAGAUUGCCAAUUGAGUACAUUAUACGGUCUGAUUCAUAUUUCCUAUACGCGUGAUGAGCAUGAUACGAUUUCUAAUUCAAUUUUGCUUCAUAUUACUGUACCAACAAAUACACAAGCUCGUAUAAUAUUGGAGCCAUUACUAAUCGGUGGACGAUGUAAAACAUUAAUUGAAGGCCAUAAUAUUAUAUGGUCAUCGGACAUCGGCAACCGAUAUGUUGAAGGAUUUGAUAUUGAAAAAGAUUCAAUAACAGGUUUUAUGACAGUGUAUAUUGGUUCAGGUCAAUAUGAGUUUCAAGCGAUAUGGCAAUAG
Molecule: messenger RNA, 2904 nt
Organism: Rotaria socialis
Lineage: Eukaryota; Metazoa; Rotifera; Eurotatoria; Philodinida; Philodinidae
Source: the annotation of a GenBank genome assembly